This is a messenger RNA of Passer montanus (Eurasian tree sparrow), 2515 nucleotides long. RefSeq names its product eukaryotic elongation factor, selenocysteine-tRNA specific (gene EEFSEC). Gene Ontology annotation, molecular function: GTP binding; translation elongation factor activity; GTPase activity. Gene Ontology annotation, biological process: selenocysteine incorporation. NCBI's taxonomy places the organism in Eukaryota, Metazoa, Chordata, Aves, Passeriformes, Passeridae. Bases 114 to 1838 code for a protein of 574 amino acids. The record is from RefSeq and is a predicted model, not a curated record. The transcript is spliced from 7 exons.
GAACCGCGCCGGCUCCGAGCAGCCCUGCCCGCCGCACGGGCGGAACGGCGGCGGCGGGGCCCGCGUUGCCGCAGGGGCGCUGUAGGGACGGACCGGGCGGGAGCAGCGCCGCCAUGGCCGCCCGCGUUCUGAACGUGAACGUGGGAGUGCUGGGCCACAUCGACAGCGGCAAGACGGCGCUGGCGCGGGCGCUCAGCACCACCGGCUCCACCGCCGCCUUCGACCGGGCGCCGCAGAGCCGCGCGCGGGGCAUCACGCUGGACCUGGGCUUCUCCUGCCUGCGCACCGCGCUGCCGCCGCAGCUCGGCCCGGGGCCCGGCGAGCUGCAGCUCACGCUGGUGGACUGCCCGGGGCACGCCUCCCUCAUCCGCACCAUCAUCGGCGGUGCCCAGAUUAUCGAUUUAAUGAUGCUUGUGAUAGAUGUGACAAAAGGGAUGCAGACACAGUCAGCAGAGUGCUUGGUAAUUGGGCAAAUUGCCUGCCAGAAGAUGGUGGUAGUCCUGAACAAAAUAGAUCUCCUUCCAGAGGGGAAGAGACAGAGUGCCAUUGAGAAGAUGACUAAGAAAAUGCAGAAGACCUUGGAAAAUACCAAAUUCUCAGGGUGUCCUAUUGUUGCUGUUGCAGCAAAGCCUGGUGGACCAGAAGCCCCAGAGUCUGAGAAUCCACAGGGUAUUUCUGAAUUAAUCGAGGUCUUGAAGUCUCAGGCUUACCUGCCAUCAAGAGACCCCUCAGGACACUUCCUUAUGGCAGUUGACCACUGUUUCUCUAUCAAGGGUCAAGGCACAGUGAUGACAGGGACCAUUCUUUCUGGCUCUGUUAGCCUUGGUGACAAUGUGGAGAUUCCUGCCCUGAAGGUGACAAAGAAGGUCAAGUCCAUGCAGAUGUUCCAUACUCCUGUGACUUAUGCAAUGCAGGGUGACAGAGUAGGUGUCUGUGUGACCCAGUUUGAUCCCAAGCUGCUGGAACGAGGCCUGAUUUGCACCCCAGAUUCACUUCACACCAUCCACGCUGCCAUCAUUUCCCUGAAGAAAAUUCAGUAUUUUCGAGGAGCUCUUCAGACUAAGGCCAAGUUCCACAUCACAGUCGGUCAUGAGACAGUUAUGGGAAGGGUGAUGUUUUUCAGUCCAGCCCCUGCUAACUUCAAUGACGAAAUUCAAGAAAAUGUGUUUGAUUUUGAAAAAGAUUAUCUUUAUCAAGAGCAAUAUUUGUCCAAGGACUCAGUUUCUUCAGAGGAGAACAAAGAAAAUGACCAGGCAGGAGAAGUGCAGCUCCCAAAACAGCAGUGGGCUUUGCUGGAGUUUGAAAAACCAGUCACUUGUCCUAAACUGUGCCUUGUGAUUGGCUCUAAGCUGGAUACAGAUAUUCAUGCCAAUACCUGCAGGCUGGCAUUCCAUGGGGUACUGCUCCAAGGCAUGGAAGACAAGAACUACACAGAGACUUUCCUUCCAAAGCUGAAAGUCUACAAACAGAAGCACAAAGAGGGACAAGUGGAAAGGGUGAUGGAUGAUUACAGUGUGAUUGGUCGUUCAUUGUUCAAAAAGGAAACAAACAUCCAGAUUUUUGUGGGUCUGAAGGUGAAACUGUCUACAGGAGAAGAUGGAAUAAUAGAUGGUGGUUUUGGACAAAGUGGUAAAUUCAAAAUCCGAAUUCCAGAUGGGCUGAAGCCAGAUACCAAGAUGCUGCUAACUGCUGCCUCCAAGAAGAAAUCUAAGGGAGGGAAGGGGGAUGUGACCAAAGAGGAUGAAAGCAGCAAGAAUGAUUCAGCCCAACCUGUUACUAUCUCACUUAUCUUUAAAAGAUAUGUUUUUGACACACAGAAGAAAAUGAUUCAGUCCUGAGGAAACAAGAGAGGCCUCUGAUUACACCUUAAAGUCCAGACCCUGAAAUGCAUUGAGGUGUAAUGUGUUUCUUGUUCAAACACAUUAGACCUGUUCCUUCCUCACAAACAGAGCCUGGAAGCUUUUCCUGACUGUGCCCCCUUCCAAAAUCUCUGCAAUCUCAGAUUGUUCUGUUCAAAUUUGCUUAUUUUGUAAUUUCUGUGGUGUGCAUCUUUAUGGCAUCUCAGAGAAUCUCACCUGCCAGAUGAGCAGCCCUGGGUGUACGUUCUAAUUGCACUGUUUUCCUGGAUAACUGUUGAAGUUUCUCUUGAUUUAGAAGUUUGGGUGUGAAUUUCAUGUGACCCACAAAGUGAAGCUGAUUAUUCUAGGCUUACUUCUUUGAGCAGAGUGGGAGAUAGAAGGCAUACUAUUUAAUAGGUGAAAGCUAAAAUGGAUGUUUCACAUUCCUUCAGUUGCAACUGUGUAAGAUGCUAUCUGAGAGAUGGUGUGGAUGUUUUUUAUAAAUACAGUUUAUAUCUAGAAAUGUUUUCCAUAUUAAACAUAAUGAUCUGUGUAGCUGAGAGUCUUAAUUGUUCUGUUUGCUGUUCCAAAGGUUCCAAAUUUAUCUUCAGUGACAUUUUAUGUAACUUUUUUUAUUUUCCUGCCUGUUCUGCAAUGAAUCCUAUUCCAAAACUGUU